AUGUCUACCUUCAGUGGCGAUGAGACCGCUCCCUUCUUUGGUUUCCUUGGCGCUGCGGCUGCGCUCGUCUUCUCCUGCAUGGGAGCUGCAUACGGGACAGCAAAGAGUGGUGUGGGUGUGGCAUCGAUGGGUGUGAUGAGGCCGGAGCUGGUGAUGAAGUCUAUCGUCCCAGUUGUCAUGGCUGGUGUGUUGGGUAUCUACGGUUUGAUCAUUGCGGUCAUCAUCAGUACCGGGAUCAACCCAAAGGCUAAAUCUUACUACCUCUUCGACGGAUAUGCCCAUCUCUCUUCCGGUCUUGCCUGUGGGCUUGCUGGUCUUUCCGCUGGAAUGGCCAUUGGUAUUGUUGGUGAUGCUGGUGUCAGGGCCAAUGCUCAACAGCCAAAGCUUUUCGUUGGUAUGAUUCUUAUCCUCAUUUUCGCUGAAGCUCUGGCUCUAUACGGACUCAUCGUCGGGAUCAUUUUGUCCUCCCGAGCUGGUCAGUCCAGAGCCGAAUGA
Molecule: messenger RNA, 495 nt
Organism: Microthlaspi erraticum
Lineage: Eukaryota; Viridiplantae; Streptophyta; Magnoliopsida; Brassicales; Brassicaceae
Source: the annotation of a GenBank genome assembly